This is a messenger RNA of Hemicordylus capensis (graceful crag lizard), 5863 nucleotides long. It is a transcript of the gene CDH5, whose product is annotated as cadherin 5. Gene Ontology annotation, cellular component: catenin complex; bicellular tight junction; plasma membrane. Gene Ontology annotation, biological process: cell morphogenesis; homophilic cell-cell adhesion; multicellular organism development. Gene Ontology annotation, molecular function: cadherin binding; calcium ion binding. NCBI's taxonomy places the organism in Eukaryota, Metazoa, Chordata, Lepidosauria, Squamata, Cordylidae. The transcript has 12 exons. The record is from RefSeq and is a predicted model, not a curated record. The coding region runs from base 147 to 2471 and encodes 774 amino acids.
UCCCAUUCCAUUUAGUUCCACAUAUUCAUUCUACUCUAUCCGAUCCGUGUUUGGAGUGUAUUUGGUGGAUACAGUCAACAGAUCCUCCUGGAUUUGGGAGAAAGGCCAGCUCAGGGCUUCCCCCAAGACUGCCAGAGCUAACAGAAAUGGCAACUUGCGGCUUCCUUCUUCUGUUUUCCUUGGCACUGGCUCCAUCCUUUGUUUAUGGAAAAGACACAGAAAGAGUUGCAGCAGCCAGCAACAUUCACACACGCAGGAAAAGAGAGUGGAUUUGGAAUAAACUGCAUGUCUUUGAAGAGUCCAACGCUACACUGCCACAAUAUAUUGGGACGAUCAAGUCAAACAUACAGAAUCACAAUGCUAUAUACGUUCUGGAGGGAGACGGUGCCGGCACUAUCUUCAAAGUCGAUGCCGUCACUGGAGAUAUUUCCGUGUACGAAAGGCUGGACCGAGAAAAGAAACAAGAGUAUUCACUGAAGGCUCUGAUUUUCGACCGCGUCACCAAGCAGCCAUUGGAGCCCCCAUCGACCUUCCACAUCGCAGUCUAUGACAUCAAUGACAAUGCCCCAAUCUUUGUUCAAAGAUUGUAUAAUGGCUCUGUCUCUGAAAUGUCACCAGUAGGAACUUCAGUCAUGAAAGUGACAGCUGUAGAUGCAGAUGAUCCGACCCUCCAUGGCCACGCUAACGUUUCCUACAGAGUUAUCCGGGGACAGGAAUUCUUCAAAAUAGAUGACUCAGGAAUAAUCAGCACAGCUUCACCUAAUUUGGACAGAGAACAAAAAGCAUCCUACGAUAUCAUCGUGGAAGCCAUAGAUGGCAAAGGUCUGAAGUCAGAAGAAUCGGGGACUGCUACAGUACACAUUAAAUUGGAUGAUAUCAAUGACAACUCUCCAACAUUUGAACAAAACACAUUCCUUUUUGAGGUAUCUGAAAAUAUCCCAGAAAGAGGUGAAGUGGGUAGGCUGAAGGUCAGAGACAUCGAUGAGCCACAGAACAGACAGACAAAAUAUAGUUUUGUGAGAGGAGCUUACCAAGACACCUUUGAAAUCAUCCCGAAUCCCAAUACAAAUGAAGGAAUAAUUAAAGCCAAGAAGCAAUUGGACUUCGAAAAAAUAUCCAGCUACAGGUUUGACAUUGAAGCAACUGAUGCUGACAUUCACCAUGUAUACACAAAACUGAAAGGGCCCAAAAGUAUUGCAAGCGUGACCAUCAACGUUAAAGAUGUUGAUGAACCUCCUGUCUUUUCCAAGUUGUCAUAUGUGUUUGAAGUACAAGAAGAAAGCACAGAUAAAAAUCCAAUCGGAUCUGUUCAUGCAGUUGAUCCUGACAGAGCAAAACGGCAAAUAAGAUACACUAUCAUAGGAUCCAGUGAUUUUGGAAUAAGCAACAGAGGAUUCAUCACUGCCAAGAAGCAACUGGACAGAGAAGAACAUUCCUGGCAUAAUAUAACUGUGGUGGCCAAUGAACUAGAUGGAAACCAAAUAGUGCCCCGAUUAGAAAGUAACGCCAAAGUUUACAUCAAAGUUCUCGAUAUAAAUGACAACGCACCAACACUUGAUCUGCCUGUGCAACCUGUUCAGGUCUGUGAGAAUGCUGCACCAGGGAAGGUGGUCACCCUGGUUUCUGCUACGGACGCUGACGAGUUGCCAGUAGACGUGAAAUUCAAAUAUGUCUUGGCUUCUGAAGACAGCAACUUCACUCUGAUCGACAAUCGUGAUAACACAGCGAAUGUCACCGUCAAAUACGGGCAGUUUGAUCGGAAGCUAGUCGAUAUCCAUGAGCUGCUUAUCGUCAUCUCUGACAAUGGCGUACCCCUGAAGAGCAGUACAAACACCCUGACCAUUGAGGUCUGCAAGUGUAACGAGGCGGGAGAGUUUUUGUGUGAAAGGGCAGAAAAACAGACCGGGGUCAGCAUUGGAGCAUUGUUGGCCAUCAUCUUUGUCUGCACCGUCAUGAUCAUUGUCGUUUUGCUGCUAAUAGCCUGGAAGAAGAGGCAUGAGAAAGAUCUGAACAUUCUCAAGAAGAAUGUGGCUGAGAUUCACGAGCAACUGGUGGCUUAUGAUGAAGAAGGCGGCGGUGAAAUGGACACCACAAGUUACGAUGUGUCAGUCCUCAACUCCGUCCGCCAGAGCGCCAUGACAUCACCUCGGAUCACCCUGAAGGACAGACCCUGUGUGUAUUCCCAGGUCCAAAAGCCACCAGGAAAUGGUCUUUCUGGCACUGGAGAAAUGGCCCUUGUGAUUGAAAUGAAAAAAGAUGAAGCCGACAACGAUGGGGAUUUGCUGCCAUACGACACUCUCCACCUCUAUGGUUACGAAGGCACCGAGUCCAUUGCCGAAUCUCUAAGCUCUUUGGGAUCAAGAUCUUCAGACUCGGAUAUCGAUUAUGAUUUUCUGAAUGACUGGGGUCCCAGGUUCAAAAUGCUAGCAGAGCUUUAUGGAUUGGAUCCCCAUGAAGAGCUCAUGUAUUGAGUUUGGUCAACAGCAAAUUUCCUUAUGCUGAAAGACUGCCAAUUCAGAAGGCAGAACAAGCAGGUCUUCAUGCAUUUUUAGAACUGGUUUGGGUGGCCGGGAUCUUAGAAAUGAAGCAUGAAAACCCGUGGCAUUGUGGGAGGAAAUGUUUCUCCUUGCAUGGAAAUCCAUUUAAAUCGGCAGCCUUGAUUUUCAUGUGCUUGGUGCUUGGGUUUCUCUACUCUGUGAGUAGCCCAGCGAGUUUUAUUGUCAGCCACAAUCCCUUAUCAAAUUCAUAGGAACAUAGGAAAUUGCCUCAUACUGAGUCAGAUCAUUAGUCCAUCUAGCUCAUUAUUGUCUACACAGGCUGGCAGCGGCUUCUCCAAGGUUACAGACAAGAGUCUCUCUCAGUCCUAUCUUGGAGAUGCCAGGGAGGGAAUUUGAGACUUCUGCACGCAAGCUCUUCCCAGGGUGGCCCCAUCCCCUAAGGGGAACAUGUUACAGUGCUCGCAUGUAGUCUCCCAUUCAAAUGCAAACCAGGGCAGACCUUGCUUAGCAAAAGGGACAGUUCAUGCUUGCUACCACAAAACCAGCUCUCCUCCCAUUCAGUGUUGCUGCAUCCCUGUGGCAGGUUCCCAAUUUACACAUGGAGAAAUGCUACUGAGAGACAGGAUUUUGCCAGCUAACCAAUUGCAGGUCAGUUUUGAAUCCAAGUACAGGCCUUUCAUAUCCAAACAAAAUAUUCUACCCACCCCAGGCCACCUCCUUACACACUCAUAUCCCCUUCCAUAUAUGCACAACCACCCCGCCAUUUGCUACUGAAGCAGAAAGGGGCAGAAAUAAAUUGACUAGCAAGCCAAAGGUUGCCAAUUUGAAUCCCCGCUUGUAUGUUUCCCAGACUAUGUUUCCCAGACUUUGGGAAACACCUAUACCGGGCAGCAACAAUAUAAGAAGAUGCUGAAAGGCAUCAUCUCAUCCUGUGCUGGAGAAGGUAAUGGUAAACCCCUUCGGUAUUCUACCAAAGACAACCACAGGGCUCUGUGGUUACCAGGAGUUGACACACUGACUCGAUGGCACAACUUUACCUUUAAUUUGCUGUCAUAGUUGCCCUCUUUGCCUGGGUUUCCCUGGCCCUUGUUUAUACCUCAGGCGUCCUGUAUUUCAGUAUUUAAAUCAGAGGUUCUCAAGCAGGGGUUCCCAGAAGUUGUUGGACUAAAACUCCCAUCAUCCCCAGCCACAGUGGUCAAAUGCCAUUGAGAACCCCUACACGACAGGAUCCUGUUAUGACUUUUGAAAAAGUGUGCCAUGUCUUAAGGCUCACAUGUAUGCCAAUGGCAACAUCAAGUGAUGACCUGACAUAAAUCCUGGGAGCGGGGUCUUCCACCGGGGUUUCUAGCUGACAGGCUUCAGGGCUUUAACCAACCUGUGCCAUCAACCCUUCAUUUUUCAGACGUAGGCUGUUUACAUUGAACUCUAGAUUUCAAGGCUGCUGACCCCCACCCCCCCAAGGGCCAGUCACCUUCCCCUAGGCCAGAGUUUCUCAAUGUGUGGGUCCCCAGAUGUAAUUGGACUUCAACUCCCAUAAUUCCAAACCAAAGGCCACUGGGGCUGGGGAUUAUGGGAGUUGAAGUCCAAUAACAUCUGGGGACCCACACGUUGAGAAACCCUGCCCUAGGCCCUAUAAAGCAACACAGCUUUCGUUUUGGACUAUGCUACCUGCCUCUGGUCCCAUCAUGUUGACAGGUAGCUUCCCCGCCUCUGAAAUUCAACAGCCAGUGGCCUAACCCUCACUAAAUCCCAACAUCUGCAUGUUUGAAUCCACCAUCAUACACACACACACACAACCCCCCGAAAUACUUAUUUUGCUUGCUAGAGGAAACAUACUAUGUUAUUUGGAGAACCAUGACUCUUGCCUAACCAAGAUUUUUUCCUUCAGUUGCUAGAAUCCCUGUCCCUUCAAUUAAAUCAGCUUCCACCACUAAAUACUUGAAGGAAGGAGAAUUUCCUGGCCUUAAGAUGGGAGGAAAGCUGGUCUUGUGGUAAAGGUUUCAACUCCUGGCGACCACAGAGCCCUGUGUUUUUCUUUUGGUAGAAUACAGGAGGGGUUUACCAUUGCUUCCUCUCGCACAGUAGGAGAUGAUGUCUUUCAGCAUCUUCCUUAGCGUUGCUGCCCGAUAGAGGUGUUUCCCAUAGUCUGGGAAAACAUACCAGCGGGGAUUCAAACCAGAAACCUUCUACUUGUUAGUCAAGCAUUUCCCCACUGUGCCACUUAAGGUAAAGUAAGCAUAAAUCUUCCCCUUUGCUAAGCAGGGUCCACCCUAAUUUGCAUUUGAAUGGGAGACUACACUGUAAGAUAUUCUCCUUAGGGGAUGGAGCUACUCUGGGACAAGCAGAAGUUCAAGGUUCCAAGUUCCCUCCCUGGCAGCAUCUCCUAGGUAGGGCUGAGAGAGUCUCCUACCUGUGACCUUGGAGAAGCCGCUGCCCACCAAUAUUAACGCUAGAUGGACAAAAGGUCUGGUUCAGUCUAAGGCAGCUUCCUAUGUACGUUUCACUUUGUUGCAAUAUGUUCAUUUCUUUUUUGCAUACAGGCUAAACUUUUAUUUGUAAAAGAAAAAAAGAUAAAAAGAAAACCAACUAUAGUUAAAGAAAUUCAAUUGCUUCAGGGAACUUUUCAUAGAAAAGCCUCAUGAACUGUGAAACUGCCUUUAUUCUUUUAUUCUUUUUCUCUCUCUCUUCCAAGUACUGUAAACAGAGGGGUAUUUGGCCCUUCCGAAUUGAAAUAGCAUAUCCAUUGCCAAUUUUGACUGUUCCAAAAGUAUAGCAGGCCCUUCCCAGAUGUCCAUGAUUCUUUUCCUAAUUUUGUACACUAUUAAAUAGCCAGAACCAACUCCAGGUUUCACAGGUGGGCCGCUUGAUUCACUUCACCAGAACACAAAGUCUGUGGGCACAGAGGUAGCUUUUUUAGGCAAGCAUCCAUAAACCACUUACUUUGGAGUAGCCCUGUUGGCUUCAGCAACAUCACAUCAGCAGAACCGUAAUCUUAUUCACUAACCUGCAAAAUCCAACCUGUGCCUAUCAAUAUGGUUCUACUACAGAAUGUAUUCCUUUAAAAAAAAAAAAAAAAACCUACUAAUAAAGAUAUUCCUAUGUGAUUAAUUAACGUUUGCGGUUUAACCAGCGGGAUUAACUAUAAUAUUAUUUAGAGCAAUUGUAAUGCUUUUUGUAAACGAUAGCCAGUUUUUGUUUUUUUAAUAUCCUAUGAUCCCUGUUUGUGUAAUCUGUUUAAAUUGAAGCUAUCCUGCCGGCCUUAAUUUCUAAUGUACAUCAAUGGUUUUUCCACAGGAUACUUUCAUUGUUUAUUUAUGUACUAUUUGUUGUUGUUUUAACCAACAUAAAAAUAUAAUUGCAUUUUU